Molecule: messenger RNA, 2117 nt
Organism: Zingiber officinale
Lineage: Eukaryota; Viridiplantae; Streptophyta; Magnoliopsida; Zingiberales; Zingiberaceae
Product: pentatricopeptide repeat-containing protein ELI1, chloroplastic-like
Exons: 1
Coding region: 48-1949 (633 amino acids)
Biological process (GO): RNA modification
Molecular function (GO): protein binding; zinc ion binding; RNA binding
Source: RefSeq, a predicted model, not a curated record
CCGUAUUAUCAUUUGGGAGAGUGGAUAAGGCCGUUUCCGGUGAGAUCAUGUCAGCGGCCCCAUUAAGCUCCGCUCUCGCUCUCGGCGGCGGCGGCGCCGUCUCAUACUCACGCGACCCUCCUCCGGCGGCGCAGCACCCUCUCCUUCCUUCUGACCACGCCGCCGCCCUAAUUGAGCAAUGCCGCUCGACGCACAACCUCCUCCAGCUCCACGCCGCCGUCCUCCGCGCAGGCCUCCACCACCACCCAAUCGUCAACUUCAAGCUCCAGCGCGCCUACUCCGGCCUCGGCCUCCUCGACCGCUCCCUCUCCCUCCUCCGCCUCACUCCCAGCCCCAACAUCUACUUCUGGACCGCCGCCAUCCACGCCCACGCACUCCAAGGCCUCCACGGCGACGCGCUCCUUCUCUUCUCCGACAUGCUUUCCUCCUCCGUCGAGCCCAACGCCUUCACCUUCUCUUCCGCCCUCAAGGCUUGCCCUUUGCGCUCGGGUCGUGCUCUCCACGGCCACUCCCUCAAGCUGUCUCUCCACUCCGAUCCCUACGUCGCCACUGCUCUCCUCGACAUGUACGCGCGCGGCGGCGACGUCGUGUCCGCCCGCAGCCUGUUUGAUGCAAUGCCUGAGAGACGGCUAGUGUCGUCCACGGCCAUGAUGACCUGCUACUCUAAAAUGGGCGAUUUGGACCAGGCCCGGAAGUUGUUCGACGAAAUGGGCGAGAGAGAUUCUAUUUGUUGGAACACCAUGAUCGAUGGCUACACCCAGCACGGCCAGCCUAACCAGGCCCUGCUAUUGUUCAGGAAGAUGCUACGGUCGUCGGUGAAACCGAACGAGGUCACGGUGAUUUCGGUACUCUCUGCCAUUGCCCAGCAGGGCUCUGCGGGGGUGGGCAGAUGGGUGCAUUCCUUCAUAGACAACAAUCCCAUAGAGUUCAAUGCCAAAGUGGGCACUGCAUUGAUCGACAUGUACUGGAAAUGCGGCAGCUUGGAAGAUGCUCGUGCAGUCUUCGAUAGCAUCACUGACAAGGAUGUUGUUGUUUGGAAUUCGAUGAUCGGAGGCUAUGCAAUGCAUGGGUACAGCCGCGAGGCCCUUGAACUAUUCUCUAGACUGCGCGCGGAAGGUCUCCGACCAACAGAUAUCACAUUCAUUGGGGUCCUGAAUGCUUGUAGCCAUUCCGGUUUGGUUGAAGAAGGGCGGGAAUUAUUCCGCUCGAUGGAAAAGGAUUACGGGAUCGAGCCUAAGAUCGAGCACUAUGGUUGCAUAGUGGAUCUUCUCGGUCGUGCUGGGUUUGUGGAAGAAGCUUUUGAGCUUGUUCAAGGGAUGAAGAUUCCGGCAGACCCAGUGAUCUGGGGCUCAUUGUUGGCAGCUUGUAGGCUUCAUAACAACAUGGCCUUGGGGGAGAAGAUUGCGAAUUUCCUUGUUAGUAAAGACCUUGCAAAUUCGGGGGCGUACAUCCUUCUAUCGAAUAUAUAUGCUGCGGUGGGGAAUUGGGAAGCUGUGGGUCGAGUGAGGACCUUGAUGAAGGAGAAUGGAGUGGAGAAAGAGCCCGGCUGUACUUCGAUUGAAGUAGCUAACAAAGUGCAUGAGUUUGUUGUGGGAGACUUGAGCCAUCCAAGAAGCGAAGAGAUCUACAUGAUGUUGGAGGAGCUGAAUGCACUUCUCAGAGCUCAUGGCUACGCACCACAAACUGAGCUGGUAUUGCAUGACUUAGAGGAGGCAGCGAAAGAGAGGGUGCUCGGAGUUCAUAGCGAGAAAUUGGCAAUUGCCUUUGGGCUCAUAAGCACUCAACCGGGGACGACAAUCAAGAUUGCGAAGAACCUCCGUGUUUGCGUAGAUUGUCAUACGGCCACCAAGUUGAUAUCUAGGAUCACAAAGCGGAAGAUCAUCGUUCGAGAUCGGAAUAGGUUCCACCAUUUUGUUGAUGGCUCUUGUUCUUGUGGAGACUAUUGGUAAAUGAACUUUUGAAAAAUGGUGUCAUUUGUAUCCUUUCUAUCGAUACCUUGUUGUAGAAAUAUUGUAUGUUAAUUUUCAGCCCUGCAACUAACAAAUAAUAUUGUAUGCAUUCUACUGGUCUAAAGUGGGCCGAGAUGUUCUUAAAGGAGGAUGCUUCUUUGACGUUUA